AUGCAACUGUAGGCUAACAGGUCACUUAUUUUAUUUUUUUUACCUCCUGCAUACAUGGAUACUACUUGAGAACAACCUUAAGAAGGUUUAACUAGCGUAUUAUAUAAAAAAAGAUCCAUCUUUUGGUAUUGAUUUAAUUGUACAAUGGGAAACCAAUCUACGACUGCGCUGAGCAAAUUUAAGGAUUUUUUUUUUCUUCGAUUUAGGGGUGGAUUCUUAAAAACAGUCAGCUUCUCAAGCAUUCGUACCAUUAUAGCACUACACGAUAACAGGCUAUUUCUGAACUCUGUAUACACAGAUGAAUACACUUGCAGAGUCUCAUUUUGUCGAAAGACAAGUGAACCUUCUGAAAGUGCUUCUCUUCAGUUAGAUAAUUUCAAUCAAGAAGAGAUUAAUAAAUAUUUCAGACCGUGCACCGUAGACCCCGGCCGUAAAGAAUGUAAUAAGUACAACAAGAAUAAACGAAAGAAUACGAAGAGAAACAGAAGAAGAAGAAAAGCCAGAAGGGUUGAAGACAAUCAAGAGGAACGAGCAGCUGCCAAUUCACAAUUGAAAAGGUGUAGGAAGAACAAGAGCUGUUUCGAAGAAGGCGAUCGCAAGAAAAUGUCUCUUGUAAUCUUUGGUGAUGGCCUUCAAAACAAGGAUCACAUCAAAUUCAAAGGUCUUUGACGCGGCAUUUCAAGCAAGAUGUAUAGUCAAUUAAAGCAUAGAGAGAGAUUUGGAGAGUUGUUACUUUUAGAUAUUAAUG
Messenger RNA from Cokeromyces recurvatus, 748 nucleotides. RefSeq lists its product as uncharacterized. Lineage: Eukaryota; Fungi; Mucoromycota; Mucoromycetes; Mucorales; Mucoraceae. Bases 145 to 669 code for a protein of 174 amino acids. The record is from RefSeq and is a predicted model, not a curated record. The transcript has 3 exons.